Messenger RNA from Hyaloperonospora brassicae, 1737 nucleotides. NCBI's taxonomy places the organism in Eukaryota, Oomycota, Peronosporomycetes, Peronosporales, Peronosporaceae. The record is from the annotation of a GenBank genome assembly.
AUGGCGACGCUGAGCGUCGGGAUCACGGGCUUUGGCCUCGUGCGCGACGGAGUGCAACCAGACUGCGUGGUUUUUCUCGGUACUGUUCAGCAAAGCAGCAGUAGCAGUAGCUCCUGGACGAUUUACCGGCCGUUCGAAGCGUUCCAGCGACUCGGUCAGCAGCUCAGCAUGAUCUUUGGACAGAUGGCGCCCGUCUGUCCGCCUCGUCUGUUUGACUUGCGCUUGCCGGACUCGCUUGAGAAGGCGCGCGUGGACUUGAGCUUGUGGAUGCUGCAGCUCCUGCAGCACGCGCCGAUUUACCAGUCGCACGUGUUUGUGGACUUUGUUAGUGCUGACGCCAACGUGCCGCCGCACGGACUGCAGAAUGCGGCAGCGCUGGGGCCCACAACAAUUGCAUCUGCGCGCGGCGGCGGCGGGAAUAUUGGCGACCUCGAUAUGGACGAGAUGUUCAACUCUGCCACGGACGACGAUCCGCGCUCGCACGAUGAGCUGCACGAUGACGACAUGUUCCAAUUUGACUACAGCACCGACAUGUCGAGUGCGGGACUGGACCAGCAGACGCUGCUGGAAGAGACACAACUGCAGCAUGCACAGCAGGUGCGCGAGCAGAAGAAGAGCGAGAAGGUGACGCUGGAGGAUUUUGUCAUGAUUAAGGUCAUUGGCAAGGGAAGUUUUGGCAAGGUGCUCCUCGUGCGCAAGCGAGACACGGGACUCAUUUACGCCAUGAAAGUGCUACGGAAAGAGAACAUCAUCAAACGCAAUCAAGUGGAACACACGCGGACGGAACGUCAUGUGCUGGGCUACGUGCGGCAUCCGUUCAUUGUGGGACUGAAUUAUGCGUUUCAGACGUCGGAGAAAUUGUACUUUGUGCUCGACUAUUGCGCAGGAGGGGAACUUUUCUUUCACUUGGGCAAAGUACAGCGGUUUCCGGAGCACCGUGCACGCUUCUACGCCGCAGAAAUCACGCUGGCUAUCGAGUACGUGCACAAUUUGGACGUCAUCUACCGCGAUUUGAAGCCGGAGAACGUCUUGCUUGAUGAGAAUGGACAUAUUCGCCUGACGGAUUUUGGUCUCUCCAAGGAAGGGAUCCAGGACGACUUCUCUGGUGCCAAUUCCUUCUGCGGUACACCCGAGUACCUCGCGCCUGAGAUUUUGAACCGCUCGGGACAUGGCCGGGCCGUGGAUUGGUGGUCACUCGGCGCAUUGCUGUAUGAAAUGCUGACUGGUUUGCCUCCGUUCUACUGCCGUGACCGCGAUCGUCUUUUCGAGAAGAUCCGCAAGGGUGAUCUUAGUUUUCCCAAGUAUCUGUCGCCGAACGCUAAGGAUUUGUUGAAGAAGCUGCUGGAGCGCGACCCGACGGGACGUCUAGGAACGGGCCCGACCGAUGCCGGUGAGAUCAAGAACCAUCCGUUCUUUGCAGAAAUCAAAUGGAGUGCGCUUGCCGCUGGACAAGUGCCACCUCCAUGGCGCCCCACGUUUUCCGGUGCGCUCGACACGUCACAGUUUGACCGCGAAUUUACUGACAUGCCCGUGGUAAGCCCGGAUAACCAAGUGCGAGGUAUGGCAAUGGCUAUGGGUCGGCGGUCCGCAACUGGCAAUGCGUACGGGAGCAGUCUGACAGGGAACGACCCGUUCAAAGGCUUUACUUACACUGAAGAUUCUUACCUGCAGGACGGUCUACCGAGCCGCAGCCCAGGUAUACGAGGAAGCGGGCGUGUGCGGCACCACAACAUGUGA